GGGAAGCAAGCGCCUCACAUAGUAAUCUUCUUUACUGGUGAAACUAUAGAAAGUAAAGAUGAGUUUGAGCACAGAGAAACCAAGUAUAAGCUUGCACCCGGAGAAACCUGUUCUUUAUUCGUUCUUCCGCUCGUCCUGUGCCUGGCGUGUAAGGAUAGCACUUCAGAUUGCUGGAAUAGAAGUUGAACAGAUAGCUGUAAAUCUAGCUGAGAAUGGUCAAAACUCUACGGAAUUCGGGAAUACAAAUCCUUUGCGUCAAGUUCCCGCUUUGGUUAUUCAUGGAGUCAGAAUAUCUCAGUCUAUGGCUAUUAUGGAAUAUCUAAAUGAUAUCUCUGGUGGAAAACUUAUGCCCGUGGAUCCUAAGCUCAAAGCACAGGUUAGAAUGAUCUCUGAAAUCAUCAAUGCUGGGAUCCAACCAAUUCAGAACUCGUCUGUUCUUCUCAAGUAUAGUUCUAGUCUGGAAGAACGAGCUGCCUGGGCCAAACAUUGGAUUUCUAAAGGGUUCAAUGCACUUGAGAAGCUGCUGUCUGAGACAGCUGGACAGAUGUGUGUAGGAGACAGCGUAACCAUAGCGGACUGUUGUCUAGUUCCACAAGUCUCGAACGCUGUCAGGUUUGAGGUAGACAUGUCUCUCUAUCCAAAUAUCUGCAGGAUAAACAACAACCUGGUCAAUAGACCUGAAUUCAAGGCAUCAACACCAGAAAACCAACCAGAUUUUGUAGAGAUUACAACAGUUAUGAAGUAGACGAAUUAUAACUUUGUCAAUUUUAUAAUAUUACUGAAUAGAAUUGGGAAGAAAGUUCAAUUAUGAAGUAAAACUUUUAGAACUGAAA
Molecule: messenger RNA, 833 nt
Organism: Eurytemora carolleeae
Lineage: Eukaryota; Metazoa; Arthropoda; Copepoda; Calanoida; Temoridae
Product: maleylacetoacetate isomerase
Exons: 9
Coding region: 59-745 (228 amino acids)
Biological process (GO): L-phenylalanine catabolic process; glutathione metabolic process
Cellular component (GO): cytoplasm; mitochondrion
Molecular function (GO): glutathione transferase activity; maleylacetoacetate isomerase activity
Source: RefSeq, a predicted model, not a curated record